CGUCACUAUAUUCUCUCUUAAAACUAAAUUCUUCAUUGUCAUUCCGCCAUUUUUCUUCUUACCCUCAUUCAAAACAAUCUGAAACAAGUAGAGCAAUGGUUCUUGGCGAAAGGAUUGUUUAGACUAACUAGGGUUACAUUCGAUUGCGAGUGGGUAAACCUAAAAUCAUCAAUUUGAGAAUCCAUUUCCUUCUUCAUCAUCAAGCCGAGCGACAAGCAUAAAGGUGGGUAUCACUUCACAAGUUGGAUUUUAAACUGAAAAGAGCAGGGUGGUGAGGCUAUCAAUUGCACUGGAAGUUUUUGCAUUUGGAUCUUAGGACGAAGAAGGCUCGUGCUGCCAGACAAAAGAUUAGGUUUAUAAUGGGGACAAUUCCACCAGUGGAAGCCGUUCAAUCGCUGAUCUUUGGAAUGAACGUGGUUAUUGGGGCUUCAAUUUCGUUCAAGUUUUCUUCAGUAAUUACUAUGGUUCUCAUACUUCUACUCGGUGUUUGUUCUGGUUUGGAGGGCAUAGCAGUUGGCAUUGCAGAUAAUGAAGCAAAUGCAUGGACAAGUUUGUGGAACGUAUCACUGCCCAAGAUGAUUGCAGCCGUCACCUUUGGAACUGGACUGUUCGAGUUGUUGCCAGACAGGCCAUACCUUGCAUCCAUUGCUUACUUAUCUGCAUCCUUUAUUUCAACUCCAAUUGGAGUAGCCAUAGGUACUCGCAUUGAUGCCGCUACACAAGCAGCAGUAGCUGAAUGGAUCUUUGUCUUCACAGCGGGGUGUAUUGGUGGAAUUUACGUCUAUGACACUGCUCUCUAUGGUCUUUCUAAACGCAACAAACGAUUGAAACCUAGUUUCUUAGGGGUAUUUGCUUCGGUGCUUGUAGGCGUGGGAGUGGCGGCUGUUAUCUCGACCUUGGAAUCAUAUUAUAACCAGUCUAUGUCAUGAAACUUGUGUAAGACUCUCUCCUUGUUGGUAUUUGCUUCGGGGCUUCUAGGCGUGCGAGUGAUGGCAAUGGCCAUGAUCUGGGAUGUUUCUUAAACCUUAAUGUGAUGCUUAAGACUUUGUCUGUGUAUAUCCAAAAUUUCUCUAAUGUGCAGUAAAACCAUGACUUUUGUUAACUUCUCUAAUGUCUGUUUGGUUUGCAUUGUAAAUUUUUGUUACCUUCUCUGAUGUCUGUCUGGUUUGCAACUAAUAACUAGAAAUUGACUUUUACAAGAGAUCUUAACAGCGAAAAGUAUACUCUUUUCUAGUUA
This is a messenger RNA of Papaver somniferum (opium poppy), 1237 nucleotides long. Its product is annotated as zinc transporter 2-like. The transcript is spliced from 4 exons. The record is from RefSeq and is a predicted model, not a curated record. Bases 360 to 929 code for a protein of 189 amino acids. NCBI's taxonomy places the organism in Eukaryota, Viridiplantae, Streptophyta, Magnoliopsida, Ranunculales, Papaveraceae.